AUGCCGAGCAAAAGGCCGAAGGCGACGAUCUCCUUCUCUGAGGCCGACCUCGAAGGUAUAAGUUUAUCUCAUGGUGAUGCUUUGGUGGUACAGGUAAAAAUAGCAAGGAGACCUGUUCAACUCGUAUUGAUCGAUACGGGAGCAUCCGUGGAUCUUAUGUCGCUGGACAUGUAUCGACAGUUCAGCUUCGGGGAUAAGGCGCUCAAACCGGAAGGCACCUCACUCCAUGGAUUCUCGGGGGCUGUCGCCACGAUCAAAGGGUCAAUAGACCUCCUGGUCAUGUUCGGGCAAGCCAUCCAAGUCAAGUUCAUGGUGGUACGGUCGGUGGUGGCCUUCAACGCCAUACUUGGUCGCCUGUCGCUCACCGCCCUCCAAGCUAUCAUCUCGCCAAUACACUUGAAGAUGAAAUUUCCCACGGAGAACGGCAUCGGAGAAAUCCGAGGUGAUCAAAAGAGAGCUCAAGAGUGCUACACCACCUUUGUCAAGCAAAACAAAGGAAAUGUCCGAGGAAUGGCUAUGUGCGUUGAGCACCUCCCUAAAGACUAG
Molecule: messenger RNA, 546 nt
Organism: Telopea speciosissima
Lineage: Eukaryota; Viridiplantae; Streptophyta; Magnoliopsida; Proteales; Proteaceae
Exons: 1
Coding region: 1-546 (181 amino acids)
Source: RefSeq, a predicted model, not a curated record